AUGGAAGCUUAUUCAUCAUCUUCUUCUUCGGCUUUAGCAAGAGGGUCAAAGGACUCGCAGCCUUUCCAUGCGUCGCUUCACUCGGUUCGUAAGCCGAUCGGGAAGCCGGGAAGAAGCCGAUUUCGCCAUUGCAACCUCGUCUCGCCUUCAGAGAGUGGGGCGCCGCCGCAGCCGCCGCCCGUCCGGGUUGCACCACCACAGCCAUUUCAUGUGGUUUCCAGAAUGUAUCAACCGAAUCCCCAUAACCGAAAAUACUCCGAUGUAUCGUCGGAUUCACUUGGGUUCAAUUUGUCACCAUCGUCUUAUAGUUGGUGCACUUUCCCCAUUCUCAGUCCAAAAACUCUGUCUAGCUUGGACCAAAGCAGUGUCCCUUAG
Hibiscus syriacus is the source of this 375-nucleotide messenger RNA. RefSeq lists its product as uncharacterized. The record is from RefSeq and is a predicted model, not a curated record. Lineage: Eukaryota; Viridiplantae; Streptophyta; Magnoliopsida; Malvales; Malvaceae. The coding region runs from base 1 to 375 and encodes 124 amino acids. The transcript is spliced from 2 exons.